UUGACAUUUAGCUUGGAAAAUGUAAACAAACGUUUGAUUUGUUGAAUUAUUUUAUUUUUUGCGAAUUUUCUUUAAAAUAAUCAUGUUUUCUGAGCAAAAUCUACACAAAUUCGGCACAUCGUUGCCCUUAUUGGAAUUGGACCAAGUUCCCUCCAAGAAGCCUUUGUAUGUUCAAGAUCAAAUUGCUACCGAUGAGCAGGGGCGUCGACGCUUUCAUGGUGCCUUUACGGGAGGUUUUAGUGCCGGCUAUUGGAAUACUGUGGGUUCCAAGGAGGGCUGGACUCCACAGGCUUUUAAAAGUUCUCGAUCAGAAAAAGCCACCGAAAAACUGUCGCAAAGGCCGGAAGAUUUUAUGGAUGAGGAGGAUCGUGGUGAAUUUGGCAUAGCCCCUAAAACCAUAAAAAUCAAUGAAGAUUUUAGCAGUGGCCCUGAGCAGGCGGAAAAAAGAAAACGCAAGUUUUUACAAAAUGAUUUGCAGCCCAUACCCGGAGAACCGGUAUUGCAGCAGCUGAUUAAGCCCAUUAAAGAUAAGGCUGCAGUGCGUAUUUUGAAAACCUGGGGUUGGCGUCCUGGCCAGGGUAUAGGACCCAGGCAAACUAGGAAGGAAAAGAAAAAAGCUAGAGAAAGAAAUAAAAAAGAAUUGUAUUUAAUGGAGAAGUAUGGCUGUGAAAUGCCCAGCACUAGUAGCAAAGCAGCCUUAAACACAGAUGAGGAGGAUGAAGAGGAAGACGAUGAAACGGAAGAAGAAGAGGAUGAGAUAACUUUUGCUCCCGAGGACUGUGAAUUGCCGCCUUGUUAUGACAAACAAAAUAGCUAUGGCAUAGGUUAUGAACCCUUAAGCAGAAAAACGGUUUUGGGUGGUAAUUUAAUGGUUAAACCUACAGAGCACAUUAACUUAUUUCAAGCUUUGGAAGCAGUGGGUAAGAAUAAUCAAAAAAUUUCUUUCACGGGCCAGGCAUUUGGUGUGGGAGCUUUAGAGGAAGAUGAUGAUGAAGAUGUUUAUGCCUUGGAUGAUAUGACACGUUAUGAUUACACUUUGGAGGAUAAAAAAACCAAGAAAAUUAAGAAAAAAGUCUCUGAACAAGACGAUUUGGUGUUUGGUGAAUUCAUAUUGGAUUUAAAUGCCAGCAAAUUGCCGGCUUAUAAAGUGGAAAUACCAUUUGGUUGGCAUCCACGUAAUUGGUAUGAAAAACGUUCAAGAUUUGAGCCUUUAGAUCCAAGAAAACAAAGACAUUUGGAUAAAGUAUUUUCCAAUACAUCAGCAGAACAAGAAAUGACUAGAGAAAAAAGGGCAGAACUUUUGGGGGAGGAAUUGAGGAAGACACAACAAAGCCUAGCUAAACCAGAACCACCUAAGGAAUUAAAAUCAAAAUCAGUGGAAGAAUUACAGCAAGAAUAUAAAGACAGGAAAGAAAAAACUAAAACAUUAAUAGAAAAAAUUACAGCCAAAUCAUCAAGUUUUACCAAAGGUGGUAUAAUAUCAAUAGAGGGUGAGGAGAAGGCCUUUACCGAGGAGGAUAUAACUACAGCUUUUAAGCCGUUUGCUGCCAAUGAACCCAAACAAAAGCGCUAUGAACAGUUUUUGGCCAAAGAAUUUAAGAAUGAGCAAGAAAUACAGGACUUUUUAAAGACCAUACAGCCGGUGGAGUUGUCUUUGUGGGACAGGCAAAUGGAGCUUAAGGAAUUUCAACAAGCUAAAAAGUUAUAUCGCCCUCUAAAGGGCAUAAUGUCGGACAGAUUUAUAACAGAAUCCGAAAUCAAGUUUGUCGAAAAGGAAACCAAGAAAGUUGAAAACAAACAAAUUGUGGUGGAACGUUCAAAACAAAUGUGGAAACCUCAUAGUUUGCUGUGCAAACGUUUUAAUAUAGCUGAACCUUUUAAGGGCCUGUUGGAGGAUGAUAAAAAGUCUAAAACCAAACACAAAAAGCUGUCGGUAUUUGAUUAUCUAGAGACCUCGGUUAAUAAGAAAGAAGAUUUCCAAACCCCGGUUAUAAUACCCAAACAUAUAGAAAAACCUCAAGAAAUGGUUAAGCAAACUAAUGAAGGCAAUACCGAAACCAUUGUAGAGAUUCAACAGGAAGCAACUCCCUUAGAAUGGCAGGAAGUUUUAAAUCCCCCCGAAAAAUCUUUAAAAGAAAAACAAACUUUUACUUUCAAACCUAAAACGGAUUUAGAAAAGCAAGUUUUGGAAAGUAUAAACAAGCCAGUGGCUGAGAAAAAGGAAUUAUUCAAAUCAAUAUUCUCGGAUAGUGAAAGUGAGGAGGAUGAGCAGGAGGAAGAAGACAAACAAAAUAAAGCUAUUGAAGAAUUAAAAGCAGCUAUUAGUAAACCUUUAAAUGCAGCAGCGGCUAAUUUGUUAAGAAAUAAUUCUCCUCCCAGAGGUAUAUUUAAGGCCUUAUUCAGCACCACUACAGCUAGCCAGCAGGAAACUGAAAAGGAGCCAGAAAAGGAAACUACUAACUCUCCAGCUAAAAAUAAUCCCAAUUUAUCCCCAGAGAAUUUAAAAGUUUUAUUCAAACCAAAGUCUGCACGAGAACCUAAAGAACAACAAAACGAUUUGCAAUCUUCUACUGAUAUCUAUGGUCCAGCAUUACCCUGCAAAACUCUAACAUCCAGCCAGACCUUAGAAGCAUCUACACUAAAAUCCUCUAUAGAUGAAAAACUUUUACAAUUAUUCAACAAACACAAACCCAAACUUCAAGUCACAGAGAAAUGGAUAGAAAAGGAUUCAAAGAAUGAUACUGAGGAUGAAUCUGAAGAUUCAGAUUCAUCUAGCUCUUCUGAAGACACCGUUCAACAUAAAAAGAAAACCAAGAAAUCAAAAAAGAAAAAAUCUUCAGAUCAUAAACAUAAAAAGCACAAGGAUAAUAAGUCGAGUAAAAAGUCUAGAAAGUUGGAUAAAAAGAAAAAGAAACAUAAAAAGAAAUAAAGCAAGAUGUUGCAAAGUAAGUUUUUAAAGUAUAAA
Molecule: messenger RNA, 2965 nt
Organism: Calliphora vicina (urban bluebottle blowfly)
Lineage: Eukaryota; Metazoa; Arthropoda; Insecta; Diptera; Calliphoridae
Product: G patch domain-containing protein 1 homolog
Exons: 3
Coding region: 83-2929 (948 amino acids)
Biological process (GO): mRNA processing
Cellular component (GO): nucleus
Molecular function (GO): RNA binding
Source: RefSeq, a predicted model, not a curated record